Catharus ustulatus (Swainson's thrush) is the source of this 5858-nucleotide messenger RNA. It is a transcript of the gene CHCHD7, whose product is annotated as coiled-coil-helix-coiled-coil-helix domain containing 7. Lineage: Eukaryota; Metazoa; Chordata; Aves; Passeriformes; Turdidae. Bases 179 to 433 code for a protein of 84 amino acids. The transcript is spliced from 4 exons. The record is from RefSeq and is a predicted model, not a curated record.
GGCGGCGCGGGGCCGGGGGGAGCCGCGGGGCCGGGAGCGGGGUAGGCUGCGCCCGUACUUAAAGCGCGCUGCCUGAGCCGCUGACGUCUUUCGAAUUGGAGACGGGCUGCCCCCCUCCCGCCCCGGGCUCCCGCGGACACGGCCGGGGACGGAGCCAAGGUACGAGUGUCUGCCUAGAAUGUCCAGGCAUGCAAAAAAGCUUAGAGAUCACGAUAUAAAUCCAUGUGUAGCGGAAACAGAUGCCACUACAAAAUGUAUGAAUGACAACAACUAUAACAAGGAUAUGUGUACUGAUUAUUUUUUGAAGUACAAAAACUGCAGAAAAUUCUGGCAUGAAAUUAUGAUGCAAAGGAAAAGAAAUGGUGUGAAACCAGAGAUGCCUGCAGCAGAAGAAAGAAAAAAAAUCUUGGAAUCAAUGGGGAAGCCCUACUGACUAGAAACCUGAGUUGACUGUUGUCACUGCACAUAUGAAGACUUAGCAGCAGCAAGUUACCAUUUUAUGAACUGGAUUUUACUGUUGCCAUAUCCUGGAUUAAAAUAAGAUCUUAAACUUUGAAGUGUGUGAGCUUUCUAGGAUAGAACUUCCUGGGUUUAUUCAUACUUCCUGUCAUACGAACCUGACCUGUUUUUAUUGGAAUAUACAGGUACCAAUGCAACUUGUUUAGAAACUUUUGGAAAUACAAAAUACCUUGCUGUGAAAUGCUAAAUAUAAAAUUAAUGGGACAUGGGGAAAGUCUGUUUGAAAAGAUGGAGUUGGUGAGCACUGCAGUAUGGUUCUAAGUUCUGUGACUGAAGCAGAUUGAGAAGCUGGUACAUGCACUAAGUUGUUCUGCUCAAUAGUAUGGAUUUACCAUGUGCGAUUUUAUCACUAUUCUCACAUGUGGUGUAUUCUGUGUUCCCAGUUUCCAUAAGACUGUUCAUGAACAAAAAUGCUAAAUCCAACAAGCAUGUCCUUGGGUCUGCCACUGCACUUGUCAGUGACAGCAGAAGCUUGCAGUAAAUCAGUAAGCUUUGCUUAGAAGGUUAGAGAGAUUGGUGAAGAUAAAACUGAGCUCCUCACGUCUGAGCUUCAUAGUAAUUUCUGUGGAUAGUAAAUAGAUACUUCAGUGGCAGGCAGGCAGGGGGGACUUGCAGACAUGUAAACAGAUCCUCUGAGUGACAUGGCAGGUUUAACUAUAGUGCAUCUAUCUAAGACUCUGGACAGCUGAAACCUGGGGUUUGGAAAUGCUUACUCAUACAAGAUUACAAAGCUCACUUUAAACAGGUACUCUAAUCUUAAAUAAGCUUGAUUCUUUAGCUAAAUUGAACAACUAAUAAAUGUAAACAAGUUGCUGUCUAGUGGAAACAAUGGUUUUUACCUUUUACCUUCUGGUGUCCUGGCUUAAAAGCUUGUAUCCUGUGAUAAAACAGAAAAACUACUGUCAGGAGCUCAGGUUCCAAGUGAAGUCUUUUAGUUCUUACUGGGAUCAACUUGGCAGAACUCUGGCUGACCUCACUAAGGAUGGUGUAAAAGUGUUGCCUCUCUAUUUAGACUGUUUUGGAAACACUUCAUGGCUUUCUGUUUCUGCUGUCUGGCUUGUCUUGUUCCUUUCCACUGUAGGCCUAUUUCUAUGCUUGCUGUGAUUUUUAUGCUUUUUCCUUGUUGUUUGAUCUGACUAGUAACUCCACAAAAUCUACUUUGCUCGUCCUAUUCUCCAUCUACAUCAGAGUUUUGAAAUGGAUUGAUCCUACCCUCUCUGUUGGAAUGAGUGUGUAACUCUAUGCCUUUUGAGUAUGCAAUUCUCCAGGCAAAGCUGUGCAGCCUUCAAGCAUGUCACAAGUUCUCUCAUCAGUUCCUGGCAAGGGAAAUGUGCUUUCUUCCAUCAAGAUCAUAAGAUUCUUUAUUGCAAAUUACUUUCUCUUCACCGAAAGUGCAAACUUCAACAUUUUCCUCUUUUUGUGGUUGUGUGGUUUUGGGUGGGUUUUUUCUUUUUUAUUUUUUUUGUCUUUGGUUGAUUGUUUUCUAUUUUUUGUUGUUUGGUUUUGUUCCUCUAUGUGUGGAGCUGAAGAUAUUUUCAUUCUAGAUUCAAGGGCUUGCUCUUUUCUGCCACAUCCUUGCCACUUUUUAAUACCCUCCUACAUAACAAUCUUUCCUCUUCUUUUUGCCCAUUUGGCACCAGCUCUUUUUUGACUGAUUUUUACGUUUUGUUCUCAUUGCAGUUUUUUUUCUGGUACCUUUGUUCUGUCUCUGAUCUAAUGACGUAGUCUUGCAAUGAGUUUCUAAUACAACUCCUUUUGAAGGUUGUGUGUUCUGUUCUUUCAUAGUGGAAGAACUUCUUGCUUUCAUUAAACUUAGCCAUAAUACCUCCUCAUUAACCAUGCCUCUCUUUGAUCUUCUAGUUUGCUUGCAGAUUUUGGGGAGCUAUUGUCCUCUUCUUUAGGGCUGUGUCUCUUCAAACUCUUUUGGCUUUGGUGCCUUGCUUGUUUAUGGGCACCUUCUCUCCUACUUGGCACAGGUUUGUCAUUUGCCACCUCUGCUGUAUCUUUGGACAUGUUCUUGGCUCCUAUGGCUUUAGCUACUAUUUUAGUGCUUGCUGUUUUUCUGUUGCUGUACUCUUAAAUUCUGGGUUUUUGUUAAAAUCUGCAGUAUAUUUUAAAUAUAUGCAAGAAAAACAUCUGAUGUGGUUAUGCCUAUUCUUCUUUCCAUAACUUUAAGGAACUUGGGCUUAUUGCAUUUAUCCUAGGAUUUCCUUUUAGAUUUUCAUUGCAUGUAGAAAUGCUUUUUCUCUUAGGUUAAGUCUUGCACUUAUAAGAUUUUUUUUUUUUCCUGACACUAUUUACUUGGGAUGCUUCCACUAGUGUUGCUUUCUUUUAAAGGAUGACUGGCCUAUCUUUUGGCGUUAAUAGGUACCCUGUGCUGUUUUGUAAAGUGUAAAGAACUAGUACUGGUCUUCAAAAAAUCAGAAGUAGAGAUGCAUUACUGCCUUCAGGUAUCAAUGCAGGAAUGUGGGAUCAUAGGAUGGGCUAAGGCAUGUGUAAUGCAGAUGUGUUAGACAUGUAGUCUAACAUUAGGCUUCCAAUCAUGAGUGGAUGCACAUGGUAGGCUCCCUGUGGAUGUUACAGCAAAAAUGAGCUCAGCGUAGAAGUGAGGGCAAUUUAAGGAGUGACCUUGUAGAUUUAAUUCAGGUAAGAGUCAUCUGUUCUAAGGAAUGCCAUUUAUUUCCAUUGCAUAUGCCUUACUGUUAAAUAUUACAAGUUUAUGAAAAAUCUUGGGAGAGCAAGGAGUUUUCUUCCUCAUGUUGUAAUGUCUCUCAAGAGUGAUCUGUUACUUUAGUAUGAAUUUUUAUUAUUUUUAUCCCUUACCUGAGGUUGCUGUUCUUGCCUUCACUACUGAAGAUUGAAUGGUAAAGUGUGAUAGCUAAAAUACCGGCUGUUGCAAGUUGGGAUUUUUCCAUUAAUUUUUGUAGUAUGAUUAACUACCUUUGGUUAUGAGCCAAAGAUAAUGGUCUUUUUCUCAUACCUGAGAGCUUACAUUCCACCCUUCACUGAAACAGAGGUAAGCUUCAGCCUGCCCUUCUUACUGGACAAAAAAAACCCCGGGCUGAAUUCUUAAUUUCCCUAAAGCACACUCUUGUAUAUUAACCCAAAAAGCAUAACACAGUGAAUCAAUAUAAUUAUGAAACAGGGAAGGGACUUGUAGGCUGUGUUUUGUUUUAGUUUUUUAUAUGUGCAAUUACUCAUUUUGUUUGUGAUACAAGGACCAAAUCUGGAUAGUGGCAUUAAUGUUUGAUAAUUUUUUUGUUUGACAGCUGGAUGGUGCUGUUGUACAACAGACUGAAAACAGAAGCACUCCACCCACUACUGGCUCUUUCAAGCUUUUUUGGUCUCUUCCAAUAGAAAGGAAAGAUUGGUCCUGUCUCUACACUAUAAACAGAAAAGGAGGACAGGUGUCUAAAUUGCUGGGAAAUAGGAGAUUUCUGUGCAGCCUGAGAAGCCUUGGAAUCUUGUCUUUGGUAGAUUUUUUGUGUGGUUAUUUGAUCACAACUAAGCACUCAGCAGGAGCUAUAGGCUUUCUCCCAGGUCUGGGUGAAUAGCCUGAUUUCCAUCUGUACAUUUUUGCCAUCUCAUUUUUUCUAUCUCAUUUUUUUCUGUUACCCUACAGUGCAAGGCCUUUUCUUGCUCAGAGUUUUCUACUGUCACAAUUGGAAUGAGUCUGUAAUCUUGAAGAUAUUAAAAGGAAGUUCACAGAAUUGCAGAGUAUGCUGAUUUGGAAGGGACCUACAAGUAUCAUUGUAUCCAAGUUCUCUAGCUCUAGAGUCCUGAAAAUUUCUUUGGAUUUAGCUGAAGCUUUUGAAAGGCAGGGUGUUGCAUCUGCUACUGCUCUGAGUCUGUUUCAUGGUCUUGUAAUGAAACUUUUGCACUCAAGUGAUGUGCAAGAACACUCAAGAACAUGUGCAUAGAUGAGCUUUUGGUAAAACUUUAGCAGAACAGAUAAGAGGAAUUAAGUGCAACAUGUUUUGCUGCUCUAAUGCAUUUGCAGACAUUUCUUAACUCAUGUUAAUACCUACAUCUUUCAAGUUGGUCUUCCAAAAUAGUCGUGAAAGAAGUAAUUGUGUGGAAAACAGUACACCUUUGCAGGCUUUUGUUUUCUUGGAAGAAUCUGAGGCAACUGGAAGAAAUAGUUCUGUAAAUAAGUAUUCGAGUAAUAAACAGUAAACAAGCAGACUACUUCAGAAUGUUUUAAUUUUUAUUGCAGCCUAUUUGAUAUGAAGAGGAGGGAAUUACUGCAUUUGUAUUAACUAAAUGCAGUGGAUCAUUUAAACUGCAUAUGAUACCAUAUGUAGUAACUCAAACCAUCAGAUUUUGAGUAAGUAAUUUUUCUCUAUCCUUUAGGUUUCUACCUUGAUGACUCCUAUCUCAAAAUCCUUUUUGGGAAGAAUGGUUCUGAAAAUCAUCAAUCAUUACUUGCUCUUAAAAGUCCCACUACCCUUCAGCUAUGUCUUUACCUCUUUUACUUCAAUAAACUGCUGCGCACUGCAAACACUUCCUGAUGUCAAGUGAUUCUGGCAGAAUGCAACAGAAUUCUGCAUAGAACAAAAUUGAGCUAGUGUCUGUCAAAGUGGAAAACGAUUGUAACAAGGUGGUGUGUAAUGACAAAAAAGAUUAUGCUCAAGGUAGUAUAUUCAGUCAAUGCCUCAUUUCUAAAAGUGCUUCACAGCUCAAAUUUACACUAAUAGAAAUAGGGGCCAGCAGCUCAAGCCUGACUUUGAAGAAUCUAAACAUUUUUAUUGAUGAUAAAAGACUCCAAUUGGUUUUGCCAAAAAAAAGAUAUUGUAGUGUUUUUAUGGAAAUAGUGUGCUGGUAAUAUUUUGUUAUUGUGUCACGUGUGGAUCUCAAAUUUUUGUUUCACUAAAACAUGGAUCCCUGGGCAGUCCUUGCCUUCAGAGUUGCAUGCAGCUGUUGAAGUGAUCAGUGAAUGUGUUUACAUAUUAUAAGUAGGGUGGCAUUUUCUCCCAUUUUUAUUAAGUAGUGGAAUUGAAUGAAGUUGCUGCAUUGGAAUAUGUCAGUCAGACCAUGCUUGCUUCAAUCCAUGUUCCAAAAGGAUGGAAUGAAGGUAAUAGGACAAACCCUUAGGUAAGGGGUACACUAUGAAUUUACCAUAGCCUGCAAUAUCAGCUUUGAGUACUUUUGGGCUCUAUUUUUUCUAAUGCUGAAUAGAUUUGAAUGGAUGUUACUGAUUAAUCUAAGAAAUACUAUGUUUUGGUAUUAAUCUCUGGCAGGUAAACUAAAGUGGUUUUUAAGUUAAAGGUGACAGUUCAAGUUGUUGGAAAAACCUCUUUGACUCUUAGAUUGAAAAUAAACAGGCCUUGAGGGUUCUA